CUGGGGUGGGCGUGAGCCUCAGCGCCCGCCCUCCGGGCCGCGGCCCGGCCCCUUUAAGCGCAGGCCCCGCCCGGUCCGAGCCGCUGCCACCACCGCCGCCGCCAUCAUGAUCUGCCUGGUGCUGACGGUGCUGGCCCACCUCUUCCCGGCGGCCUGCGCCGGCGUGCACGAGCGCACCUUCCUGGCCGUGAAGCCCGACGGCGUGCAGCGGCGGCUCGUGGGCGAGAUCGUGCGGCGCUUCGAGAGGAAAGGCUUCAAGCUGGUGGCGCUGAAGCUGGUGCAGGCCUCGGAGGAACUGCUGCGUGAGCACUACGCCGAACUGCGCGAGCGCCCCUUCUACGGCCGCCUGGUGGACUACAUGGGCUCGGGGCCGGUGGUGGCCAUGGUGUGGCAGGGGCUGGACGUGGUGCGCGCCUCGAGGGCCCUCAUCGGGGCCACGGACCCGGCCGACGCGGCGCCCGGCACCAUCCGCGGGGACUUCUGCGUCGAGGUUGGCAAGAACGUGAUCCACGGCAGCGACUCGGUGGAGAGCGCCCGCCGCGAGAUCGCCCUCUGGUUCCGCGGCGACGAGCUGCUGUGCUGGGAGGACAGCGCCGGGCACUGGCUGUACGAGUAGCCCUGCCCGCGGGCCCCAGGGGCCGUCCGGUUUGCGACCCGCCUGGAAACGCACUCGGGCCAGCGCUGAGGCUGGCCGGCACUUCUGUUUACAAUAAAGUGAAGUGCUUAUGCUCACCUUGGUCUGGGCCCAGGGACACAGA
Molecule: messenger RNA, 758 nt
Organism: Herpailurus yagouaroundi (jaguarundi)
Lineage: Eukaryota; Metazoa; Chordata; Mammalia; Carnivora; Felidae
Gene: NME3
Product: NME/NM23 nucleoside diphosphate kinase 3
Exons: 5
Coding region: 107-616 (169 amino acids)
Biological process (GO): GTP biosynthetic process; CTP biosynthetic process; UTP biosynthetic process
Molecular function (GO): nucleoside diphosphate kinase activity
Source: RefSeq, a predicted model, not a curated record